UAUGGCUAUCCAUUUACCUUUGAAGCUCUUCAGCUAAAACUCAGGAUUGCACAGACAUCUGCAAGUCCACCGAGAAGGCCGCAAAUCCGAGCAACACCUCGCCCGCAUCUUCUAAUUCCUAACCAAGUCAUGCCCUCCACUCCGUCAAAGCGCUCGCUUCUGCCGUUCACCGAGGAUGAAUCUCGUCGAGGGACCGUCAAAUUCGUGGUACUAAAUCCCAACAAGGAGGAUUGGUGGGAGAAGAAGAAGGAUUGGUGGGAGAUGACACUCAAACGAAUCAAAAUCGGGCCCCUUCAACGUCAAGAGUCCCUCAAGAAGUUUCUCUCCGCGCCUAAAGCCAUUUGGACACUGGCAUCGAUUAUGGCGCCACUAUCCACCCAGGACAGCCAUGAACAAGACUGGGCGGGGAUCGCGGAGAACGCUGUAAUUCUCCCCGUGCAGGGUCACGUCCAAUCUGUCGACAUGGUACUGAAAAAGGAAGUCGUCUUUUGGCUCACAAAUGAGUCGAUAGAGCUUUUAGUUCAGUAUCGCAAGACUUUUCUUGCCAAAAACACAGUCAAAAGUGGCCGGGUCCAGGAACAGUUGCACCAGGACUUCCAGUUGGCCAUUAAACGUUUUGUGUACAGCGCCCCUGACUUAGUCUUGGACGAACUGGAAGAGGACGGAUCAGGAGAGCUACCGUAUAAGGAGAGCAUAAAGGUCAAGGAAAGAAUAUCGGGUCUGAUGAAAAUCCCGUCAACACUGUCAGUUUCACCCUCUACGAUGAACGCCAAACAAGCGCCCUUGUAUGCGCCGCAAGCCAGCAAGAUCAUGUUGUCUCAGCACCGGCCGCCCCAAUUUAUCGCUGAGCCCGGUGGAUUCUUUCAACACUCCCAAAGCCUAACCUGGUGGCCCUGGGUGCAGGAUUCUCAGUUGCCAGUUUCCCAGAUUGGGCAACAGCAGGCGCAGUACUACCUAGUACCAACUGGUUAUAUCUGGAUUGCUGCGGGGAUGGAACAACAGUUCUACAAUGCAACAUUCUUUUCCAGCGGUGGGCGUUACUGAACAUUGUGACUGCGACGUAACACUGCCCUCCUUUUCAUCAGUCUUUAGACCAUAAUGAUGCGAGCGUUAACAAAGC
Molecule: messenger RNA, 1120 nt
Organism: Colletotrichum destructivum
Lineage: Eukaryota; Fungi; Ascomycota; Sordariomycetes; Glomerellales; Glomerellaceae
Exons: 1
Coding region: 130-1044 (304 amino acids)
Source: RefSeq, a predicted model, not a curated record